AUGGACAAAGGUUUUAAACUCCUAAGUUGGCUCACAAAAGUGGAUGCUGUACAACGAAAAGUGGGCAGAUUUUGUCUCUCAUCAACGGCCACGGCGGAGGUUGCUAAUGGAUUAGAGAAACUCAUAAGCAAUGUUGUCAACUCCAAAUAUUUGACAAAAAAGUAUAUCCUUCCUGUUGCAGAACGACCCAAGUUCUCUUCCGAUGAAUCCCUUUCUGAAUCCAUUACUGUAUUUGAUCUCAGUCGUGUUUCUGAUGGUUUAGGUCGACAAAAUAUUAUCCGGCAGAUCUCUAAAGCCUUUGAAGACUAUGAAUUUUUUCAGAUCAUUAACCAUGGGGUUCCAAAAGAAGUUAUUCAAGACAUGUUGGGUGUUACCACAGAGUUUUUUGAGAUGCCCAUUGAAGAGAGAAAAAAGCUCUACUCUAAGGACCCCAAAACACAAGUCAGAGUUUGCACAAGUUUUAACUUUCAAAGCAAGGUUCAGUUUUGGAGAGAUUUUCUGAGGCAUCCAUGCCAUCCAUUAGAGGAUUACAGCUUAUCUAACGCAGUGGAGGCCUCUUCCUGUAGGGAGGUAGCUAGUAAGUAUGCUCUUGAAAUCAAGGCAUUGACACUAAAGCUCUUGGCUCUAUUAUCUGAAGGAUUUGGACUUGAUUCUGGUUAUUUGAAUGAGAAAUUUGGCAAGCAUAAUCAAAUACAGUUGAUAAAUUACUAUCCUCCAUGCCCAGAUCCCAUCCUAACACUUGGGCUGCCAGGGCAUUCCGAUUCAAAUGGCAUUACAGUUACUUUGCAAGAUGAAGUAGGAGGAUUGCAAGUGCUCAAAGAUGGAAAAUGGAUCAUCGUGAAACCGGAGAAAAAUGCUUUUGUGGUUAAUAUAGCCAAUAAUUUGCAGGUUAUCAGCAAUGGGAGGUUCAAAAGCGUGGAACACAGUGCAAUUACGAAUUCCACAUCCUCUCGAAUUUCAUUACCAACAUUUUAUGGUCCCUCUUUGGAUGCAUCAAUUGGGCCUGCCAAUGAAUUACUGAACAAAGAAAGCCCUGCAAUUUACAGGAGUUACACAUUUGGGGAGUUCUUUGACAGGUUUUCCCUCUCUGAGGUUCUUCUCUUUCUCAUAGGCUUCGUUUCUUUCCCAGAGGCAUUCUAUCACCCAUUUUCGAGAAGCUUAUCUAACACAGUGGAGGCCUCUUCUUGUAGGGAGGUAGCUAGCAAGUAUGCUCUUGAGAUCAGGGUAUUGAUACUAAAGCUCUUGGCUCUAUUAUCUGAAGGACUUGGACUUGAUUCUGGUUAUUUGAAUGAGCAAUUUGGCAAGCAUAAUCAAAUACAGUUGAUAAAUUACUAUCCUCCAUGUCCAGAUCCCAACCUAACACUUGGGCUGCCAGGGCAUUUCGAUCCUAAUGGCAUUACAGUUCUUUUGCAAGAUGAAGUAGGAGGAUUGCGAGUGCUCAAAGAUGGAAAAUAG
Molecule: messenger RNA, 1455 nt
Organism: Amborella trichopoda
Lineage: Eukaryota; Viridiplantae; Streptophyta; Magnoliopsida; Amborellales; Amborellaceae
Source: RefSeq, a predicted model, not a curated record